GGAUCAUUCAUGUGAUUCUCCCUCCCUCCUGAUCAGGGCUCUGCGGUGCUGGCUGUGUUUUGGGGAAGAAGGAAGGAUCCUGAGACAGAGACCCCCAGACCCCAGAACUGGACAAGGGAAGCUGCAGCCUGCAGGUAAGUGUCCUUACUGUCUCUCUAAUAACUGCAUGCUGCAUGACUCACCUCACAGGUUACAUUAUCAUAUGGACCCCCCCAUAUAAACCCCCAUAUUCCCCCCCUGUAGAUCCCCCCAAGUGAGGGGGGGGGGGGAUUCUGCAGUCAUGCAGUGUGUCUCAGUGCCCUGUUGCUAUGAUGUGUGAGUUGGUGCAGAGCGAUGUGUGACUGCAGUGAGGGUGAGCUGCUCUCCAGCCCUGGUACCCAGCAGCAUCUGUUACCUGCUAAAUGCUCUGCAGCCCCAGUACCCAGCAACACCUGUUACCUGCUAAAUGCUCUGCAGCCCUAGUACCCAGCAACACCUGUUACCUGCUAAAUGCUCUGCAGCCCUAGUACCCAGCAACACCUGUUACCUGCUAAAUGCUCUGCUGCCCUAGUACCCAGCAACACAUGUUACCUGCUAAAUGCUCUGCAGCCCUAGUACCCAGCAACACCUAUUACCUGCUAAAUGCUCUGCAGUCCUGGUACCCAGCAGCAUCUCUUACCUGCUAAAUGCUCUGCAGCCCUAGUAACCAGCAGCACAUGUAACAUGCUAAAUGCUCUGCAGUCCUGGUACCCAGCAGCACAUAUUACCUGCUAAAUGCUCUGCAGCCCUAGUAACCAGCAGCACCUGUUACCCGCUAAAUGCUCUGCAGCCCUGGUACCUAGCAGCACGUUACCUGCUAAAUGCUUUGCCGCCCUAGUACACAGCAGCACCUGGUACCUGCUAAAUGCUCUGCAGCCCUAGUACCCAACAGCACAUGUAACCUGCUAAAUGCUCUGCAGUCCUAGUACCCAGCAGCACCUGUAACCUGCUAAAUGCUCUGCAGUCCUGGUGCCCAGCAGCACCUGUAACCUGCUAAAUGCUCUGCAGUCCUGGUACCCAGCAGCACCUCUUACCCGCUAAAUGCUCUGCAGCCUUAGUAACCAGCAGCACCUGUAACCUGCUAAAUGCUCUGCAAUUCUGGUACCCAGCAGCACAUGUUACCUGCUAAAUGCUCUGCAGCCCUAGUAACCAGCAGCACCUCUUACCUGCUAAAUGCUCUGCAGCCCUAGUACACAGCAGCACCUGUUACCUGCUAAAUGCUCCGCAGCCUUAGUACCCAACAGCACCUGUUACCUGAUAAAUGCUCUAUAGCCCUGGUACCCAGCAGCACCUGCUACCUACUAAAUGCUCUGCAGCCCUAGUAUCCAGCAGCACCUGUUACUUACUAAAUGCUCUGCAGCCUAGUACCCAACAGCACCUGUUACCUACUAAAUGCUCUGCAGCCCUAGUACCCAGCAACACCUGUUACCUGCUAAAUGCUCUGCAACCCUGGUACCCAGCAGCACCUGUUACAAGCUAAAUGCUCUGCAGCCCUGGUAACCAGCAGAACCUGUUACCUGCUAAAUGCUCUUCAGCUGUAAUACAUAGCAGCACCUGUUACUUGUUCUGCUCUGCACUUUGUUAUCAAGCACCAUGUUGCCUUAUCCCUCUCAUGCUCUGCAGCCCUAAUACGUAGCAGAGCUUGCUCCAUGCGCUGCAGCUUUCAAACUUAGCAGAGCCUGCUACCUGCUCUGCAGCUCUCAUCUGCCUAGCAGUCUGCUCCCUGCUCUGCACCUCUCAUACCUAGCAGAGCCUUUUUCUCUGCUCUGCAGCUCUCAUACCUAGCAGAGCCUGCCCCCUACUCUGCAGCUCUCAUACCUAGCAGAGCCUGCUCCCUGCUCUGCAGCUCUCAUACCUAGCAGAGCCUGCUCCCUGCUCUGCAGUAUUAAUGUCCCCCAGUUACAGUGCUGUGCUCUGCAGAGCCUAUUACCUUUCCUGCUGUGCAGUGCGCUGUCUGUGGUGCUGAAUGUGGGCCGUGGCAUGCUGACUCUCCAGGGAGCGCUGUAUAUAGGAAUGUAGGCUGAUACUGAGUAUCUGGAUCACUGAGAGCCCUGACACCAUGCCUGAUAGUCACACAGUGAUUACAUGUUAGAUUCACCCUGACACUAGGUGUCUCUCACCACCUGCCAGUGGGCACAGACUGAACCAACUCCCAUCACUCUCAUAACACAUCUAGCUGGGUGUCAGCUAAUCCAUACUCUCCAUGGUAAAUAAUAAUGGGCCUGUAUGUCCCUGCCAGUCUAAUCCAGGAUACCAAAUGGGGGGAAAGUGUUGCUUUAAUAUUGAGGGCCUUCUUACUGUGAGAUUUGGGGACAGAUAAACGAAACAUUAACUCCCAGAAGAAACCAUUUAUAUCUGAACAAUAUUCCUAAACUAUUAUCUUAUUAACCAGGCAGUAAUCAUCUUAGAGAGAGACUGUGUGCUUAUAUACUGCACACAAAUAACAGCAAUUAACUGCAUUAAAUACAUAGUGUAUAUACAAGAAUAGUAUGAUAUAGAGUUCAGAAUGAAUAACUAACUGUUACCCAGAUACCAUGUGCCCAUGUGUGUAAAGUAUCACAGCUUUAUUGUUAUCUGUGUGUAUAAUGUGAAUAAUGUUUAUUUCACAUGUGGGGUGGUAGAUAAAGCAUUGUUAUUGUGUGUAUAAUAUAUUUGUGUUUAUAUCACUUGAAGUAUUGUUAUCUAUCACUAUGAUUACUGUGUGUAUAAUAUGUUACAGUGCUUAUAUUACAUGUGAACUCAAGGAAAACGUGUUGCCAGUCACUGUAUAUAUGAUGUGUUAUAGUGUGUACAUAUAUAUCACACGUGGAGUGAUGGGUGAAGUAUUGAAUGUUUACUGUCUAUGUAAUAUCAGUGUAUAAUAUGUUAUAGUGUAUAUAUCACACGUGGAGUGAUGGGUGAAGCAUUGUUUACUGUGUAUGUAAUAUGAGUGUAUAAUAUGUUAUAGUGCAUAUAUCACACGUGGAGUGAUGGGUGAAGCAUUGUUUACUGUGUAUGUAAUAUGAGUGUAUAUAUCACACGAGUGAUGGGUGAUGCUUUGUUUAUAUUCUAUAUAAUCCAUGUUACAGUGGAUAUCACAUGUGAAGCUCACAUAUUAUAUACUUUACAUGUACAAUGACAUAUUACUCAAUGCUGCUUACUGCUCAGUGUUUUGUUUAUCAUGGACAUAUUACAAGAUAUUACAGUGUAAAUCUUACUGAACAUUUAGGUAAUUUAGGGGCCAGGUUUCAUGGGUGUCCUGAUCACAGGGAUCUCCUGUUAUCCAACCAAUAUCAUCCCUCAUUGAUCAGGCAGACCCCCUGAUCACAGGGAUCUCCUAAAUGUUAUCUAACCAAUAUCAUCCCUCAUUGAUCAGACAGACCUCCUGAUUACAGGGAUCUCCUAACUGUUAUCCAACCAAUAUCAUCCCCUCAUUGAUCAGACAGACCCCCUGAUCACAAGGAUCUCCUAACUGUUAUCUAACUAAUAUCAUCCCUCAUUGAUCAGACAGACCCCCUGAUCACAUGGAUCUCCUAACUGUUAUCUAACCAAUAUCAUCCCCUCAUUGAUCAGACAGACCUCCUGAUCACAGGGAUCUCCUAACUGUUAUCCAACCAAUGUCAUCCCCUCAUUGAUCAGACAGACCCCCUGAUCACAAGGAUCUCCUAACUGUUAUCUAACUAAUAUCAUCCCUCAUUGAUCAGACAGACCCCCUGAUCACAUGGAUCUCCUAACUGUUAUCUAACCAAUAUCAUCCCCUCAUUGAUCAGACAGACCUCCUGAUCACAGGGAUCUCCUAACUGUUAUCCAACCAAUGUCAUCCCCUCAUUGAUCAGACAGACCCCCUGAUCACAAGGAUCUCCUAACUGUUAUCUAACUAAUAUCAUCCCUCAUUGAUCAGACAGACCCCCUGAUCACAGGGAUCUCCUAACUGUUAUCUAACCAAUAUCAUCCCCUCAUUGAUCAGACAGACCUCCUGAUCACAGGGAUCUUCUAACUGUUAUCUAACCAAUAUCAUCCAUCAUUGAUCAGAUAGACCCCCUGAUCACAGGGAUCUUCUGUUAUCUAACCAAUAUCAUCCCCUCAUUGAUGAGACAGACCCCCUGAUCACAGGGAUCUCCUAAAUGUUAUCUAACCAAUAUCAUCCCUCAUUGAUCGGAUAGACCUCCUGAUCACAGGGAUCUUCUAACUGUUAUCUAACCAAUAUCAUCCCUAAUUGAUCAGACAGACCUCCUGAUCACAGGGAUAUCCUGUUAUCCAACCAAUAUCAUCCCUCAUUAUUCAGACAGACCUCCUGAUCACAUAGGCCUCCAAACUGGUAUCCAACCAAUAUUAUUCUAUAUUGAUCAAAAAUACCUCCUGAUUACAUGGCUCUCCUAACUGUUAUCCAGCCAAUAACAUCCUCUAUUGAUCAGACAGACCUCCUGUUCACAUGGACCUCCUAAGUGGUAUCUAACCAAUAUCAUUCUAUAUUAAUCAAAAUACCUCCUGUUCACAUGAACCUCCUAACUGGUAUAUAACCAAUAUCAUUCUAUAUUGAUCAAAAGACCUCCUGUUCACAUGGACUUACUAACUAGUAUGUAACCAAUAUCAUCCCCUAUUGGUCAAAUGGACCUCCUAACUGGUAUCCAACCAAUAUUAUUCCCUAUUGAUCAGACCGACCUCCUGAUCACAUGGCUCUCCUAACUGUUAUCCAACCAAUAUCAUCCCCUCAUUGAUCAGACUAACCUCCUGAUCACAUGGACCUCCUAAAUGGUAUCUAACCAAUAUCACCCUCUAUUGAUCAAACCAACCUCCUGAUGACAUGGACCUCCUAAAUGGUAUCUAACCAAUACUAUUCCCUGUUGCUCAGACUGACUUCCUGAUCACAUGGACCUCCUAACUGGUAUCUAACCAAUAUUAUUCCCUAUUGAUCAGACUGACCUCCUGAUCACGUGGACCUCCUAACUGGAAUCCAGCCAAUAUCAUCCUCUAUUGAUCAGACUGACCUCCUGAUCACAUGGACCUCCUAACUUGUAUCUUACCAAUAUCACCAGAAUGACUGGAUGAACCAAACUAAGUUGGCUUGAUUAGCUGUGAAAUUGCUUAAUUUUCAAUUAGGGUUUGUGGGAAAUAUAGUAAUCUUACAUAGUUACAUUUUAAUCUAGGUUGAAAAAAGACUAAAGUCUAUCAAGUUAAACCUUAAUAUAAAUAACCUCUAAAUGUCCUUCAGAUUGCCCAAAUUCAGGAUCAGACUUUGUUCCAAAUUCUGAAAUUUAUCAAACUCGUCUCCUUUAAAAAGUGGAACAAAAACCAUAAACAGUGCGAUUCCUACUGUCAAGGUUAUUGCCCAAAUAUUGUAGUGACUUGAACUUUGAAUUUGAAAUACAAGCGAGUGCUAUUCUAGCUACAGAGUGACAAUUUUAGCCUAAGUGUUGUUAUUCAUAUUCUAUCUUGCUGUAAUUCGAGUUUAAUUAAUAAUUUUGUGUAACACAUGUUAUUAUAGAUGGAUCAUGUGUCGCCUGAACAAUGAAGUCUUGUCCAGCACCAUAUUUAAUGUGUAUAAUGCAUGAUAUGGUCUAUUUAUUGCAUGCUAUGCUGUAUAAAUAGUGCAUGCUACGGUGUAUAAAUAUUACAUGCUAUGGUAUAUAUAUCAUGCUACAGUGUAUAUAUUACAUGUUAUGGUGUGUAUAUUACAUGCUAUAGUGUAUAGAGUGCGCUAAGCACUCUGUGGAAACGGCACUGACCAAAGUAUCCAAUGAUCUACUCGCUGCAAAAUCUCGUGGUCACUACUCUAUCCUAAUUCUCCUUGACCUGUCUGCGGCUUUUGACACUGUUGAUCAUCAACAGCUUCUUCUCAUCUACAGCUUCUUCUCAUCUACAAGAUAUUGCUCUCUCCUAGUGCUCCUCCUAACUCGCCCAGCGCUCUUUCAGUGUUUUUUUUUUUUCUGGCUCUGCUUCUUCUCCCCAACUCCUCUCUGUUGGUGUCCCCCAAGGUUCAGUCCUUGGUUCCCUCCUGUUCUCCAUCUAUAUGGCCUCCCUUGGUAAACUCAUUAGCUCCUUUGGCUUCCAAUAUAAUUUCUAUACGGAUGACACGCAAAUCUAUCUGUCCUCUCCUGAUCUCUCCCCGUCCCUCUUGACUAGUGUCUCUGACUGCCUCUCUGCUAUUUCUAACUGGAUGGCUGCCCACUUCCAUAAAUUAAACUUGACCAAAACUGAAAUUCUGGUCUUUCCUCCCUCAAGUGUUGUUACUCCUGUGUCUGUCUCCCUCCAAGUCAACGGUGCUACCAUCAGCUCCACCAUGCAGGCUCGCUGCCUAGGUGUUCUCUUUGACUCCGACAUCUCCUUCAAGCCUCAUGUUCAGCCUAUUGCCAAAUCCUGUCAUUUCCAUCUCAAAAACAUUGCGUGCAUCUACCCCUACUUAACGCCAGAUGCGACUAAGGUGUUGGUCCAUUCCACUGUCCUUUCUCGCCUUGACUACUGUAAUCCGCUUCUCAGUGGUCUUACAUGCUCCCAACUUCCUCCAUCGCAGUCCAUAAUGAAUGCGGCAGCGAGGCUUAUCUUCCUGCCCGCCCGCACCUCCCAUGCCUCACCUUUCUGUCACUCCCUACAUUGGCUUCCUAUAAAAUAUAGAGCUCAAUUUAAAAUUCUGGUUCUUGCUUUCAAAUCGCUACAUAAUGCUGCUCCCACCUAUCUAUCCUCCCUUAUACACAAGUAUGUCCCGUCUAGGCCCUUACGAUCUGCUGAAGACUUACGUCUAUCUUCUGUCCGUACUCCCACCUCUGAUGCUCGUCUUCAAGAUUUCUCAAGGGCUGCACCGUUCAUGGAACUCGCUUCCCUCCGCCGUUAGAUGCUCACCCAGUCUCCACUCCUUCAAAAAAUUGUUAAAAACCCCCUUCUUCAUAAAAGCGUAUCAGUUAAACUGUUAAUAGCUCCUGACUGAUUCCUCUUCUGCAACUGUCACUAGUCUAAUACUAUCCUUACCUUUUUGUGUCAUUUUACCCCACUCAUUGUAAAGCGCUGCGGAUUUGAUGGCGCUAUAUAAAUAACAUAAUAAUAAUAUUACAUGUUAUGGUAUGUAUAUCAUGCUACAGUGUAUAUAUUACAUGUUAUGGUGUAUAUAUUACAUAUUAUAGUGUGUGUGUGUAUGUAUAUAUAUAUAUAUAUAUAACAUGCUACUGUGUUUAUAUUACCUUUUAUGGUGUAUGCAUUGCAUGCUAUGGUGUAUAUGUUACAUGAGGGAUAGUGAAUGAAGCCUUAUUGUUAGCAUGUUUAAUAAGUAUAUAUUACAUAGGGAGAAAUGAAUGAAGUCUUAUGUGAUAUUUAAAAUAGACUGUAUAUAUAACAUACUUUGUUAUACAGGUGAUACUCGAAAAAUUAGAAUAUCGUGCAAAAGUUAAUUUAUUUCAGUAAUGCAACGUAAAAGGGGAAACUAAUAUAUGAGAGACGCAUUACAUGCAAAGCAAGAUAGUUCAAGCUGUGAUUUGCCAUAAGUGCGAUGAUUAUGGCUUGCAGCUCAUGAAAACCCCAAAUCCACAAUCUCAGUAAAUUAGAAUAUUACAUGCAAUUAAUAAAACAAGGAGUGUACAUAGAACAAUAUCGGACCUCUGAAAAGUAUAAGCAUGCAUAUGGACUCAGUACUUGGUUUGGGCCCCUUCUGCAGCAAUUACUGCCUCAAUGCAGCAUGGCAUGGAAGCUAUCAGUCUGUGGCACUGUUGAGGUGUUAUGAAAGACCAGGACGCUUCAAUAGCAGCCUUCAGCUCUUCUGCAUUGUUCUGUCUCAUGUCUCUCAUCUUUCUCUAGGCAACGCCCCAUAUAUUCUCUAUGGGGUUCAGGUCAGGCGAGUUUGCUGGCCAAUUAAGCACAGUAAUCCCACGGUCAUUGAACCAGGCUUUGGUGCUUUUGGCAGUGUGGGCAGGUGCCAAGUCCUGCUGGAAAAUGAAGUCAGCAUCCCCAUAAAGCUCGUCUGCGGAAGGAAGCAUGAAGUGCUCCAAAAUCUCCUGGUAGAUCGCUGCAUUUACCCUGGACUUAAUGAAGCACAGUGGACCAACACCAGCAGAUGACAUGGCUCCCCAAAUAAACACAGACUGUGGAAACUUCACACUGGACUUCAAGCAUCUUACAGUGUGUGCCUCUCCAUUCUUCCUCCAGACUCUGGGUCCUUGGUUUCCAAAUGAAAUGCAAAAUUGUUCUCAUUAGAAAAGAGGACUUUGGAUCACUGAGUAACAGACCAGGUCUGUUUUUCUUUAGCUCAGGUAAGAUGCUUCUGACGUUGUUUGUUGUUCAGGAGCGGCUUGACAAGAGGAAUACGACAUCUGAAUCCCACGUCCAGGAUCCGUCUGUGUGUGGUGGCUCUUGAUGCACUGACUCCAGCCUCAGUCCACUCCUUGUGAAAGUCCCCAACACUUUUGAAUGGCCUUUUCCUGAUAAUCCUCUCCAGGCUGCGGUCAUCCCUGCUGCUUGUGCACCUUUUUCUUCCACACUUUUCCCUUCCACAUAACGUUCUAUUAAUGUGCUUUGAUACAGCACUUUGGGAACAUCCAACUUCCUUCGCAAUUACCUUUUGAGGCUUUCCCUCCUUAUGGAGGGUGUCAAUGAUGGUUUUCUGCACAACUGUCAGGUCAGCAGUCUUCCCCAUGAUUGUGAUUCCUACUGAACCAGACUGAGAGACCAUUUAAAGGUUCAGAAACCCUUUGCAGGUGUUAUGGCUUACUUAGCUGAUUAGAGUGGGACACUGUGAGCCUAGAAUAUUGCACCUUUUCACAAUAUUCUAAUUUACUGAGAUUGUGGAUUUGGGGUUUUCAUGAGCUGUAAGCCAUAAUCAUCGCACUUAUGACAAAUCACGGCUUGAACUAUCUCGCUUGGCAUGUAAUGCGUCUCUCAUAUAUUAGUUUCCCCUUUUACGUUGCAUUACUGAAAUAAAUGAACUAUUGCACGAUAUUCUAAUUUUAGCGUAUCACCUGUAUAAAUUACAUUCUGUGGGGUGUAUAUCACUUGCUGUUGUCUAUAUAAUACACUCUAUGGUGUGUGUGUAUAUAUAAUAUUAUGUGGUCUAUAUAUUACACUUUAUGGUGUAUAUAUCACAUACUUUUGUAGCGGACCACGGGUAACCCGACUGGUUACCUCCCCUAGUACCUUCCUUCAGCCACUCUGGAACCAUCAGCACAAGUGAAUACUCAUUCCCCCAAUAACCAGACGAAACAUAGUCCUGGGAGUCAACUGAACUGAACUGUUUAAUGGGACAUGGUACAGCCAAUUUAUCCACAGACCUCCAUACAAUUACACAAAACUUUCACCAAUGGGAAUACAGAACAGGUCACAGAGAAAGUACUACAAAGCAACAAAGUGAUUCCUUACACUAGUUACCACCUCCCCCUGUGCCAAUACACCAUGACUACAAAAGGUUAUCUUGGUUGGACCCCCUGUCCCUUCAGAGCCAUCUCUGGUUACAUCAGCACAGCCCUUUGCUGUAUUAGGUAGACUUGCUGGCUCCCACAGCAGGUGGUCUCUCCCAGUGCAGAAUUUAACUCUAUUAACACAUAAUCAUUUCACACCUGACUAUAGUUUAUAGAGCUGCUGCCCCCCCUUUGUUGACCCGCAGCUGGAUAUACAGACACACACAUUGCUAUACGUAUAAUACAGGUACCCAAUACAGCGAUAUCUAGAUACAUGGAAAACAGUCACAAAAAUGGCGCUGCAAGCUUGUGGCUUGCGCCAAACAAAUCAGGCCAUCCAUCACAUAUAAUAGACAGAGCUGUGGCCAGACCCACAAUGGGCCUGCAACAAGUCUGUUAGACCCCCCUGAGCCCACAGUCCAAGUGGGUGGGCACAUAUUGGCAUGGUACUCAGUGACGGCGUACCAUCACAACUUUGUUGUAUAUAUUACACUUUAUGGUGUAUAUAUCACAUGUUGUGGUCUAUAAUAUAGUAAAUGGUAAGCAAUGAACAAAGCUUUAUUGCCCAGCACUGUGUUUAUUGUAUAUUAUAGUGUACGUAUCAAACGUGGAGUAAUGGGCGGAGUGUUAUUGUCUGGUUCCAUGUUUACUGAAUAGAUAAUAUUUUAUAUUCUCUACAUGUAUCGUGUGGAUUCAUGGAAGAAGACUCAUUAUAUCUCUUGUUUGUUCUGUCUGUAGAUCACCUUGUGAAGUUUACCGAUCGACUGCAUCUCUGUUUCAGCAAUGGAUUUCCCUCUGCCCGACACGCCUUUCCAGGCUGACUUCCUGCGGGAGCUGCUCAUGAAUUCCUCGUUACUUAACCUGAGCUCUCACUGGUUCGCCAAUAGCACCGGGGACCGAUUCCUUCCACUAGGCAUUCAGGUCACCAUCGUGGUGGUCUAUCUGAUCGUCUGUGUGGUGGGACUUGUUGGCAACUGUGCCGUGAUGUUUGUCAUCGUCAGGUAAGUCACAGUCAGAGCAGGACACGAGUCACCUCUCUUUUCAAGUUUCAGUUUUUUUCCCUAAUUUAUUGGCAAGUGUAACUUCUAGACUUGAGCACUGUGAUAAUAUUCAGCUCAGCCAAACCAAUGUUUCCAAAAAGAAAAAUUUGUACAAAAUUUUUUUAGGGCCACCAAAUUUCGUCCGAAUGUCAGUUCGGCUUGGCAGAAUUUUGGAACCAGGAUUCCGAUUUGAGAACUGAAUCAGAAGAACAAAAAGCAUUAUGUAUAUACUUUCACAGAUCCAAUGAGAAAGAUUAACCAAUACAGGGAUAACGAGAUAAAAUAUAAUACAUAUAUGUAGAUUUUAUUCACUCCCCCUCCUGUUUCCCCUAUAUUGAUUGCUUCUAACUUGAUCUGUGAAUACAAUCAACACUUAGUGAUUGUCCCCUAGUCAUUAGUCAUCUUUUUUACCAUUAAACAUCUGUUUUUAUUUUGCUGCCACGGGUGUAAUUCAGAAUCACAAUCCCAAACUGAAGACGUUCGACUUUGCACAGCUCGUUUGGUCCAUCAUUCGGGGAUAUUUUGGCUCAGAAUAUGGAAAUUCAACCGACCACCUUAUUGGCCAAAAUUUUGCCGAAUUGCGGUCUGGUCCAAAACAAAUCUCCAAGUCCAGUAAUUUCUAUGAUAUUAUAUAACUGGUAUUGAAGAUGGUUCAGGAUCAUAAACACCGAACACUGUUUCCAGUAGGAGGAACCUUUCCGUGUUUGGAUACAGAGUUGGUCUUUUUGUUUUGAACAGAGUGAAUUAAAGGGACUUCUGACCUCUCCGGAAUUUACACCAUAAAAACAUUUAAAAUUACCUCUAGUUGAUAACCUUUUUUCAGGAUAUGCUUUUUUUUCCUUUUACAUUUAUACUAAAGAUUCAGCAAGGGACAUCAUAAUCCAGUUCAGGCAAGGCACAGCCAGGGCACACAAUGCAAAUGAAGAGAAGAAAUAGAAACAUUGUUUAAAUGCUCCUCCUCUGUACGCUCUCUCGGUGCCGACUGCCAGGUGCAAAGGGCGGGACUUAAAAUUAAUAAUUUGCUACGUUUCAUUUUAUUUUUACACCUCAGAAUUGCAUUUUUUUGAAAAAUAUAUGAAUAAGUAAGCAUAGUAUUAAAAUUCUGGGAAGGUUCAAUUCCCCUUUAAGAGGCUUGCCAAGGCUAAUACUUUCAUCUCCGGGCCCCAAUUUCAAAUCUAAACCUCUACAAAGACAGCUCUUAGUUAAACAAACACUCUAAACCACUUCCUGGUUCCUACUCCGAGCAUUCCAUAUGACAUGAUAAGGACAGAUAAAGCCCCUAAUAUCUGAUUUCAGCCAUUAAUCGUGGUGUACGGUUAUAGUCCCAGAGGAAUUUCCUUAGCUAUACUUAGCUAUCAAAGCUGGAUGCUCACCAAUUCUACUCUAAUGGGAUUUAUAUUCUGACAGAUUUCAACCUUUUAGCUGAUAUACACGGAUAUGCACUAAAAUGUGAUUUGUUGGGAAUUCAAAGAACGUUUCAAAUUUUAGACUGAAAUACGUAAACUGAAAAUAUGGCCAGUUUGGAGAAUUCUUCAAGUUCAGCUAUUUGGGCCUAAAAAAAACAAAACAAACCGGCAUAGAAAAGUAAAGCACUUUGCUAGGUGAUUGUUAAAGGGACACUCAACUGCCCAAAUACAAAAUAAAUCAAAAUCACUGUUUAGUAGAUUUGCCUCAAAUGUACAUGUACAUGCAUUUAAUUAUGUAUUUUUUCAUUGGAGUUAUAUCUAAAAACAGUUUAUAAAAUCUACAGAUCUAUUGUCUGCAGCCUUUGCAAGCCCUCCCUUUUUAAACCCACCCAGACUUUCUGUGGCUGUCCAAUCACAGACUUCCCAAUGCAGCUCAAUGAGAAGUCUGUGCAAGGCAGGUGUUCUGGGCAAUUGCUGUCUCUUAAUCCCUUAAGGACCAAACUUCUGGAAUAAAAGGGAAUCAUGACAUGUCACACAUGUCUUGUGUCCUUAAGGGGUUAAAGGCCAUCUGCAUUGAGGUAAAGAAACCAGGAAGUAACAUUACCUGUUAUCUGCUAGAAAGUCAAGGGGGUGUGACCAGAUUACUUUAUAAAAGUGUCAAUUUCUAUUGAAAUCUGCACUAUUUGCAAAAUGAAGAAAAAAAAGAGGACACACUGUUCACACAUAAAGCUCUCCAGCAAUAUAAAGUUGUUUAGGGGUCUAGAGUGAUUGUUUUGUAAAUUGAUCUUUCAACAUGUGGGAAAUGGAUAUUAUGAAAAUAAUAAAUUAUAAUACUCUUAGCUAUUGUUUUGCAGAAGGAUCACUACUAAAUGGUUUGUAAAGUAAAGUGAAACUGAUGAUAUUUAUUGGAAAAAAAUCCUGUCCCCACAUUGUAUAAUUUAAAUAUAAAAUGACAUGUAAUAUAGUCUUGCUGUCGGCCAUCUUUGGUUGGAAACUCACUUAUCAGCAAAAACCGCGCACAACGUGAAGGCCUGAGAGGGCACUAUAUGAGAUACUAGGUGCUUGCACGUGGUGUUAGGAUUCAUCAACUCAUACUGGCUUUUACUUACAUGCAGGGUUUCGGUCGGAUAAGCUAGGCUUCUGACCAAAAGAGACUUAAAUAUGGCAUCGCAUAGAGCAAACAAAAACACAAGGAGACACAUUGAAAUGAGGCAUUCGCUUGGGUAAAAAUAUAUGAAAUUCAUAAACAAUUCAUCUCCUAACACCUUCCAAACCUAUAAAUACCUGCCGCUGUCAAUUUAUAUGUGACAGCUGUAAAAAUCAAGCCGCCUGCUUUCUGAUUCAAAGCUCUUGUUGUCAAGUGAUGUAAUGUUUGAGAUUCAAAGUUGUCGUUUAUAUACAUAUAUAUAUCUGUUAAAUUUUGUGAGCUUUGAGUUUGCUGUUUUAGUGAGUGAGUGAAUGCGCUGGAUAGUAUAUGAUAUUUGGGCAGACUAGAUGGGCCGAAUGGUUCUUAUCUGCCGUCACAUUCUAUGUUUCUAUGUUUCUAUGUUUCUAUAUAUAUAUAUGAAACCAAGAGGGCUGCACUCACCUGAACAUGCAUACAUUGUAGGGUGCUGCUGGGGCUAAAAUAUACAACAUACAAAAUACACAACCCAGCGCACUAUAUAUAGAUAGAUAGAUAGAUAGAUACACAUAUAUAAACACACAGUAUUUCAGACUUUGUUCUAGCCAUGUCAGGCUUAAACUUAAAGGUCUACAAUACCCAUUAAAUGUCUGAAUAUUCUAAUCACCAAAUUAGUCAACACAACUGGAUUUCCCUAUACUUGUGAUUGUGUCAAACUCACCAAGGAAUCUGAAAUUCUAGGCUGAAAUAGUAAAAAUUCUCUAAUUUUCCCAUUAUUCCAGGCCAUUUCUGGUCUAAUAUUAAACAUGUUUGCCUAUUGCUACAAUUUUCAGUUCAGUAAAUGAAUUACAGGGUAAUAUCUUCCCCACCUAGCACAUUGCAGAAUAUGACAUACCGAGUACAUUAAUGUGUUCUCCAAAUCUCCUCCAAAUUUAAUAUUGAAUCUGGCAAGUGUGGAGGAGGCAGGCAACUAUCUGGGUUAUAAAUCUAGGUCCUUCGUAGACUAAUGCUUAGUGAGAAAUGUUGGUUUGUCCAAUCAUUUAUUUAACGACAGAAACAUUUUCGGGAUGCCUAAAAUUUGGCCGGAUGUCAGUUUGACUCAGAAAUCAAUUCAGAAAAUAAAUCAGAAGAACAAUAUAACAAGGUGUGAAAAUGGGCCAAUCCGUCUACUGCAAAAUAUAUAUAUAUCAUAUGAUAUAUGAUCUAAUAUGAUAUAAUAUAAUAUGAUAUGGUGUAAUCUAAUAUGAUAUGAUAUAAUAUGAUCUAAUCUGAUAUGAUCUAAUCCAAUCUAAUCUGAUAUGAUCUAAUCUAAUCUAAUAUGGUAUGCUAUAAUAUGGUCUGAUAUGAUAUGGUAUAAUCUAAUAUGAUAUGAUAUAAUAUGAUCUGAUAUGAUAUGGUAUAAAAUAAUAUUAUAUGAUCUAAUCUAAUCUAAUCUGAUAUGAUAUAGUCUGAUAUGAUAUGGUAUAAUCUAAUAUUAUGUUAUAUAAUAUGAUCUGAUAUGAUAUGGUAUAAUCUAAUAUGAUAUGAUAUAAUAUGAUAUGAUCUAAUCUACUAUGAUAUAAUAUGGUCUGAUAUGAUAUGGUAUAAUAUAAUAUGAUAUAAUAUGAUAUGGUAUGAUAUGAUCUAAUCUAAUAUGAUAUAAUAUGAUUUUAUAUGGUCUGAUAUGAUAUUUUUAUAAUAUAAUGUAAUAUGAUAUAAUAUGGUCUGAUAUGAUAUGAUAUGGUAUAAUAUAAUAUGAUAAUACGAUAUAAUAUGAUCUAAUAUGAUAUGGUAUGAUAUGAUCUAAUCUGAUAUGAUCUAAUCUAAUUUAAUAUGAUAUGAGAUAAUAUGGUCUGAUAUGAUAUGGUAUAAUAUAAUAUGAUGUAGUAUGAUCUAAUAUGAUAUGAUAUAGUAUUAUAUGAUAUGAUAUAAUCUGAUCUCAUAUGGAAUAAUAUAAUAUGAUAUGAUAUACUAUGACAUGAUAUAAUAUGAUCUGAUAUGAUAUAGUUUGAUGUGAUAUAGUAUGAUAUGAUCUGAUAUGAUAUCAUAUAUAAUAUGGUUUUAUAUGAUAUGGUAUAAUCUAAUCUGAUAUGAUAUAAUAUAGUCUGAUAUGAUAUAACAUGAUAUGAUAUAAUAUGGUCUGAUAUGAUAUGGUAUUAUAUAAUAUGAUAAAAUAUGGUCUGAUAUGAUAUGAUCUAAUAUGAUAUGAUAUAGUAUUAUAUGAUAUGAUAUAAUCUGAUUUUAUAUGGUAUAAUAUAAUAUGAUGUUAUAUAAUCUAAUAUGAUAUGAUAUGGUCUGAUCUGAUAUAGUAUAAUAUAAUAUGAUAUGAUAUAGUAUGAUAUGAUAUAAUAUGAUGUAAUAUGAUACAAUAUGAUACAAUAUGAUACAAUAUGUGUAUAUUUUGCAGUACUCUACAUUUUCCCACAAUUUGGUUCACAGAUCACAUGAGAACAAUAAUCAAUAGCAGGGUAAACAUGAGAAGCGGUACUAAUGAUUUAUUAAAUAUAUAAAUAUAGAUUGUAUUUACUGGCCCUCCUGUUUCCCCUGUAUUGAUCACUUCUCACUUGAUCUGUGAGUAAAAUAAACACUUAGUGACUGUCCCCUAGCCAUCAAUUGUCUUUUUUACCCAUCAGUCAUUCCCAUUAUUACAUCAGACACCUCAUUAUUACACCAGCUAUCCCAUUAUUUUACUUGGCACCCCAUUAUUACACUGGCCACCAUAUUAUUACACCAAUCACCCCAUUAUUACACUGAACACCAUAUUAUUUCACCAGUCACCCCAUUAUUUUACUUGACACCCCAUUAUUACACUGAACACCAUAUUAUUACACCAGUCACCCCAUUAUUUUACUUGACACUCUAUUAUUACACUGAACACCAUAUUAUUACACCAGUCACCCCAUUAUUUUACUUGACAGCCCAUUAUUACACUGGCCACCAUAUUAUUACACCAGUCACCCCAUUAUUUUACUUGAUACCCCAUUAUUACACUGAACACCAUAUUAUUACACCAGUCACCCCAUUAUUUUACUUGACACUCUAUUAUUACACUGAACACCAUAUUAUUACACCAGUCACCCCAUUAUUUUACUUGACAGCCCAUUAUUACACUGGCCACCAUAUUAUUACACCAGUCACCCCAUUAUUUUACUUGGCAUUUGGAGACUCUGUCUUAAAUAAAUUAUUAUUCUGAAGAAUAUUUACAUUUUGUAAUAUUUUGCUAUAUUGAUAUAUAUGUAUUAAUAAAUAUUAUUUUUUUUAAAUAUAUUUUAUUAUUUUGAAAAAAUAAUUAUUAAAAAAAGUUUAUCCAAAAAUAUAAAAUCGUUUAAAAAGCUUUUCCAACAAUAAUAAAAUCGAGACCAAAGUGUUUAAUGGAAAUAAUCAUUCAUGAAUCCUCUGCCCAUUCUCUGAAAGUUAAAAUCCCCUCUCUACGUUAACCUCAACCACUUCCACUGGAAGCAGAUUCCCUGUACCCACCACUUCUUGUUGCAGAAUAGCCCUAUUCCUACCCUAUUAAUCACGUUUCAUGUGCUUUACUGUAUUAGCCUCUACCACCUCUGCUGGCAGGAGUUUAAUGUAUCCACCUCCUUUACUAUGGCUCCCCGUGCUGGGCUUAGCCAUGCAAGCCUCUCAUGUUGUGUAGGAUGGAUCCUGAGCAGUUGCCACAGAAACCUGUUUCAGUUCAUAUCAGCCUCCCUGGCCAGCACAGCCCUCCCUUCUUUCAGGUAGCUAGCCAGUUGUGAAAGGAAUACAAUUGUGCUUCUAUGGAAACUCACAGAAUUUUAAUGAUUGACCCAGUGCUGUCAGGAAAUGGGAGACAUGCAAGUGGGCUGAGGGGAGACCUGCGACAUGCUCUACCCUAAUGAAAUCCAGCCAUCGAUCGAACCUGCCACUAAUCAAUGUGUGCUGUGAUUAAUUAGCAUCCUGAACCCUCAACACUUCUCAUCAUACACAAGGACAGCGUAGGAGAGGGAUUGGGGGACUACAGACACCCCGAAUGUCGUUACUGAGCUUAGGUUGUCAGAUAACACAAAUCCCCCCAGUUUUGGAUUUAUUUAUAAAUAUAUAGUUUGCAUAAAUCCACUGGAUCUUUUACGCCUUGUGUUUUGGUUUAGUGUGUCGUUCUUAUUUUGUAACAGUCCCCAAGAUAUGUGACUAACUGUCUUAAAUUGUCUUUCUGCUGUUUGUGCAAAUCACUAUUCAUUCAUCUAUUCGGACCCGAUAAAUUGUAUCUUCAACUAACAAAACCAGAAUUGUGGUACCGGUAAUUAACAAAACUGGAAUUGUGGGAACUAACAAACAAAAUUAUGGGAAUUAACAAAACCAGAAUUGUGUGGAUUCACAAAACUGGAAUUGUGUGAAUUAACAAAACUGGAAUUUUGGGAAUUAACAAAAACAGAAUUGUGGGAACUAACAAAAAUGGAAUAAUGGGAAUUGGCAAAAUGUAGACCAAACUAGCCAAUUUAGAAAAAUAAAUCUCCUUAUCAGUGAUUUUUCACACUCUGCUAUUUUUUCUGUCCUAAACAUUGCAAUUCUCUUGUUUAAUGAAUAGUCCCCUUGGAGAAUUCCUACAGGAUUUGCCUCUUCUCGUUGAUAGAUUUUGAUGAUUACUAUUGACAUCAAAUCCCAUUAUUCAUUGAAUCCAGAAAAUUAAUUCACAUCGAGCUUGUUUGUACAACACAAUUUUCUUUUUCAUGUAUCUAAUUCAGUGAUUCUUAAUGUUUUUUUGACAUGGGCCCAAAUUAGACAAAUUCCAUUAGCGUGGUGACCCAAUCAUCAUUCCCAAAUUGAACUCAGUGACCCACAGUGUCGGCGGAGGUCUAUACUGCAUUGGGGAAAUGAAUGAAAACAGUAAACAACUUAGAGACGGCUUACUGGAGACUGAAUAUUAUGAUCCUUCGGCUCCCACAAGUUAUAACCCAAAACAAUGAUAUGAAGUUAUGGGUCCUGAACCAAGAGUUAAGAACCAAGGCUCUAAUCCACUGUGUUCAGCACCGAUAACAAAUAUAGACCCAGCGUCCUCAUCUUUCGAGGGAAGAUUUGCUCAUACAUUCAUUCCUUCCUCACCUUUGAAGCUUUUAGCUUCAGAAGGAAGAACGAGGGCGUAGAGGUGAGAUAAUUACAGAUCAGUGAAUAAUUAUUGAGGAUUUGUAAUAAAACACACAAGGUGGAGCUCUGCAAAGGAAAAACACUCCAUAAUUUAUAUGGGGAAUAUCUCCGAGACGCAAAUAUGCAAAACAGCGAAUAAUAUUAAUGUAAAAAUAAAAACUACACAAAAACCUAAAAUUCAGAAUAGAGAGAUGCGAUGAUUUGCUAUAGAAGGCUGCAGUUAUAGACCGUUACACCCAGUUAAUGAGCCAUGUUUGUACAUAGUGUAUUGAUCUGAUAUGUUUUGAUUUAUUGAUUAACAUAAUGUAAAAAUGAUCACCUUCAAGCAGCUAAUGAGCUAUUGGAAAUGAAUAAAUAAGUAAGGGAUGAAGCUGAAUGGCUGCAUUGUGGACAGUUGAGACCUGUAUUAGGAUGUGUCUGGCCACACUUGGCCGGUCCCUUGCGCACUCCAACGAUACUCUGUAAUUCUUUACAGUGUAAUCAGCAUUAGGCAUAUUAAAUCUUAAAUCCCAACAUGUCACAUGGACAGAUGGGAAACUUACAUUUGAGAGGAUGGGGCUGCUGAUGCGAUUGGAGGCAGGAUUAUUGACAAACAUUAAAUAUUUGUGCCUAGUGGUAACCAUCCAAUUUAAAACAAGAUCAAUGUAUCUUAUUUUCACAGACUGAUUUCUAAACACGUUUAUUGUAGUUUUUAUUGAUAUGAAGCCCUGUUAUACAUUUAGACACAGAGGGAUUUUGGGUCCAAAAUAGGGACAGUCCCGACUACGUAGGGACACUUGGCAGGUAUACUGGAUUGCAUGCUCCAAGGAUUUGUCUUCAUUGUUUGCAGAUUUCAAUAUAUAACAUCGUUUCCCUGUACUGUCUGUCAGUUAGUUAGUAGGGCAGGUGCAGCACUGGCUGUUUCUAGGUUAUGAUAAAACAUCAUUUUGACAAUAAUUGCUGUGCGAGAUACAUUGUUUGUUUAAAGCAUUGCGUUAACAUUCCAUUAAGAACUGGGUGAUUAUGAAAUAUUACAGAGCAUCAUGGUGGGGUCUUUACUCAGGAGACUGAGAGAUAUUUCAACUGGCAAUAACUUUGUUAAAGGAAUGACGUAUCAUAGUAAUAAGGUUAAUAAAAGGCGUGAGAUACUAACUACACCUUCCAAGUGUCCUCAUUUAGAAGGGACAGUCUCUAGUUUAGGCCUAAAUCCAUCUGUCCCUCUUUUCUAUCCUAAUGUCCCUCUUUUCUAUGAGCUCCAUAUUGUUGGUGUGUCUGAGUGUAUAACAGAGCUCCACAGUAAUAAUACUCCCAGUAAUGUGACUGAGUGUAUAACAGAGCUCCACAGCAAUAAUACUCCCAGUAAUGUGUCUGAGUGUAUAACAGAGCUCCACAGCAAUAAUGCUCCACAGCAAUAAUACUCCCAGUAAUGUGUCUGAGUGUAUAACAGAGCUCCACAGCAAUAAUACUCCCAGUAAUGUGUCUGAGUGUAUAACAGAGCUCCACAGCAAUAAUACUCUCAGUAAUGUGUCUGAGUGUAUAACAGAGCUCCACAGCAAUAAUACUCCCAGUAAUGUGUCUGAGUGCAUAACAGAGCUCCACAGCAAUAAUACUCCCAGUAAUGUGUCUGAGUGCAUAACAGAACUCCACAGCAAUAAUACUCCCAGUAAUGUGUCUGAGUGUAUAACAGAGCUCCACAGCAAUAAUACUCCCAGUAAUGUGUCUGAGUGUAUGACAGAGCUCCACAGCAAUAAUACUCCCAGUAAUGUGUCUGAGUGUAUAACAGAGCUCCACAGCAAUAAUACUCCCAGUAAUGUGUCUGAGUGUAUAACAGAGCUCCACAGCAAUAAUACUCCCAGUAAUGUGUCUGAGUGUAUAACAGAGCUCCACAGCAAUAAUACUCCCAGUAAUGUGUCUGAGUGUAUAACAGAGCUCCACAGCAAUAAUACUCUCCCAGUAAUGUGUCUGAGUGUAUAACAGAGCUCCACAGCAAUAAUACUCCCAGUAAUGUGUCUGAGUGCAUAACAGAGCUCCACAGCAAUAAUACUCCCAGUAAUGUGUCUGAGUGCAUAACAGAACUCCACAGCAAUAAUACUCCCAGUAAUGUGUCUGAGUGUAUAACAGAGCUCCACAGCAAUAAUACUCCCAGUAAUGUGUCUGAGUGUAUGACAGAGCUCCACAGCAAUAAUACUCCCAGUAAUGUGUCUGAGUGUAUAACAGAGCUCCACAGCAAUAAUACUCCCAGUAAUGUGUCUGAGUGUAUAACAGAGCUCCACAGCAAUAAUACUCCCAGUAAUGUGUCUGAGUGUAUAACAGAGCUCCACAGCAAUAAUACAAACAGUAAUGUGUCUGCGUGUAUAACAGAGCUCCACAGCAAUAAUGCUCCACAGCAAUAAUACUCCCAAUAAUGUGUCUGAGUGUAUAACAGAGCUCCACAGUAAUAAUACUCCCAGUAAUGUGACUGAGUAUAUAACAGAGCUCCACAGCAAUAAUACUCCCAGUAAUGACUCUGAGUCUAUAACAGAGCUCCACAGUAAUAAUACUCCCAGUAAUGUGACUGACUAUAUAACAGAGCUCCACAGCAAUAAUACUCCCAGUAAUGUGCCUGAGUGUAUAACACAGCUCCACAGCAAUAAUACUCCCAGUAAUGUGUCUGGGUGUAUAACAGAGCUUCACAGCAAUAAUACUCCCAGUAAUGUGUCUGCGUGUAUAACAGAGCCCCACAGCAAUAAUACUCCCAGUAAUGUGUCUGCGUGUAUAACAGAGCCCCACAGCAAUAAUACUCCCAGUAAUGUGUCUGCGUGUAUAACAGAGCUCCACAGCAAUAAUACUCCCAGUAAUGUGUCUGGGUGUAUAACAGAGCUUCACAGCAAUAAUACUCCCAGUAAUGUGUCUGCGUGUAUAACAGAGCCCCACAGCAAUAAUACUCCCAGUAAUGUGUCUGAGUGUAUAACAGAGCUCCACAGCAAUAAUACUCCCAGUAAUGUGACUGAGUGUAUAACAGAGCUCCACAGCAAUAAUACUCCCAGUAAUGUGACUGAGUGUAUAACAGAGCCCCACAGCAAUAAUACUCCCAGUAAUGUGACCGAGUAUAUAACAGAGCUCAGAGAAUCUAAAUUUACAUCCAAGCUUAAUAUUCCCGAGAAAUGUUAAACAAAUAGAGGGUUAGGCAUUAAACUGGGAAUUUUGGAAAUGUCACAAGUGGUUUGAACAUUUUAGUAUAAGCUAACUAAUUUGGAGAGAUUCCCCAUCUCAGUUAAUUUUCCAGAUUGCUCCAUUUUUUUACUUGGACAAUUCUCCAUAAUUCUCUGUUAAGGACAAAUCCCGCUAAGGAUUGAUUUUCCAAUGUGUGCUUUGGAAGCGAUAUCUGCACUAAAAUGACCUUUUGUUAUAAGAUGCGUUUGCUGCGGGCCCACUGUCCGUUUAAUCUUGGCGGCCUCUGUAAGCACCGUGAUGUUCUGGCUGAUGGUUUAACGACCUGAAAAUACCAUUUGCUUAUCAUUUAGAUGGGUGUUUAUCAAACAGAUUGAUUUUGUUCUGGUCUCAGCAGAUAUGGUGUCCGAAUGUCAAUUUUAAUGACUCCCAUUAGAUUAAAGGGCUAGACUGCUGCUGUAGGCAGAUAGAUUGGACCUGUGAGCACACUGACAGGGUUAAUUUUUAUGUGAUAACUGGCGUAAGGAGUAAGGAUGCAUUCAUUAGAUACAAAACAAAUCUAUUGAUCUAUUGGUGUAAUAAGUCUGCCCUCGGCCAUGCUUGGCUAGUUACCAUUCAGUAAGCUAGCCCAGAGCAAGGAAGGCUAGCUCUAAUACUGUGUUAGGCUGUCAAAGGGUCUGUUGCAUUUAGAAUUUAUUGGUUAUUUAAUAGAUGGACACAGGGUAGUUUUUCUGCGUGAUAACGCACAUAUCGUUCUUCCCACAAAUCAAGUGCUGGGUGCAAAUGUAAAUUUUUAUAUUCUAACCCAAAGAGAAAUACCAUUUACUAUAUUUUAAUAUUGCGAAAUCCAUGUUGGAAAUGUAGGUUAAUAAAACAAAAAAUGUUUUCUAGUUUGAAUUAAAGUCCACAAAUGUAUCUAUUCAUCUGCCCAUUCAUCCCGCAACUAUAUCUUUUAUCUGCUGUUUAGUAAAUACAUAAAACCUCGGGUGUUGGGCUCAGGCGGUGAGUUCCCUCAAUAUGUUUGUGUAUUACAUGCUGGAAUGCUAAAGGACCUUCACGGGAAAGCUGCUUGAUUAUCACACGGCCAACUGAUGUCUCCACUAUAGAUAGAGAGUGUAUUCUCCCAUCUCAUCACAUUCCAAUAAUUCACUGACUGCCCCCGGGGGGUUCAUGCAUGUGAGAUAGUGAGCAGUUACUGGCUCGAUCUGUAUAACGCGGGACCUGCUAAUGGCCAGAUACCAUGAAUAAGCUGGCAUAGCUCAGAAUGAUAGCUCAUACGAAGCAUGCAUGGCUUCUGUAAAUCAUCUCUCAUCAAGCAAUGCUUUGUUUAACUCCACAUUCUGUAUCCACCGGCACAUUGUACAAGUAUUCCGAAGAUGAAACAUCAAGUCUCCAGUAGGAGUUUUUACAUAUUGAUUCCCGACUCAGACCCCAAACCGCUGAAACCUGAAUGAGGAAAAUGGAAAGUUUUGAUCUGAGUACAAUCAUUCUAUCCAUUCAUCCAUCAUACAAUUUAGGAACAAAUAAGUGCACCUAAAUAACAAACUAAUGUCCACCUCUCAUUUAAGUGAAUUGAGCUUUUACACGUUGAAGAGUCACUCAACUACAUUUCUAGAACAUCCUAACAGCAGAAUCCCAUUAUAAUCCAUUAUUCUUACUGUUGAUCUCUGUAAAACUGUUUAGGGCCAGGGUUUUAAGAAUUAAAAAAUAAAAUUACUAAAUUUGCUUUGAAAUAGAGAGAAGAGAAUUGGGUGUUUAUAUGCUUCCCUUAGAUCUUCUGUGCAGUUCUUCAGCCGAUAUCCCACUUCUGACACCUGAUUCCUAAUAUAGGGUGUACCUUGAGCUAGCAUUUUAGAUAUCAGGUUAUAAAAAUGGGCUAUAUCCUUCGGGUGGCUGUAAGGAGGCUAUGGUUCUAGAGCCACCAAAGUAGAUCUCUAGGAGCCGUAGACUCACAGUAAAUACUGUAAAACAUAAGUAAAUAAACUGAUCUAACAAACCUCUGCCCCUUAACCCCUUAAGGAUGGAGUCAAAUGUACACGUUGUGAACAAAACAAAAUGUAAACAAAACCUGGCAUUUGCGCUACAUGUCUGUCCAACCGUAAUUCACCUCUUUCAUAGUAAAUGCACCCACCCUUAUUAUAUAUCAUUUUAUUCAUGGGAAACAGGGCUUUCAUUUAAUAUCAAAUAUUUAGCUAUGAAACAUAAUUUAAUAUAAAAAAAAUGGUAAAAAAUACGAUUUUUUUUGAUUUUUUUAGUUCUACAUGACAUUUUAAAAGUCAGUGUCAUAAUACUGUUUGCUUUUACUGCAAUAAAAUACACAUAUUUGUAUUCAGUAAAGUCUCACGUAUAAAACAGUACCCCCUAUGUACAGGUUUUAUGGCAUUUUGGGAAGUUACAGGGUCAAAUAUAGAACGUUACAUUUGAAAUUGAAAUUCGCCAGAUUGGUUACGUUGCCUUUGAGACUGUAUAGCAGUCCGAACGAAAUUACACCCAUAAUGGUAUGUACCAUUUGCAAUAGUAGACAAACCCAAGGUAUGCAAAAUGGGGUAUGUCCAGUCUUUUAGUAGCCAUUUGGUCACAAACACUACAAAAGUUAGUGUUAGUAUUUGUUUGUGUGUGAAAAUGCAAAAACGCCAAUUUUGGCCAAAGUGUUGUGACUAAGUGGCUACUUCAAAGACUGGACAUACUCUGUUUGCAAUACCUUGGGUUGUCUACUAUUGCAAAUGGUAUGCCAUCAUAGGGGUAAUUUUCAUUCUUGGGCUACCAUAGGGUCACGAAGGCAACGUAACCAAUCUGGCGAAUUUUAAUGUGAAAAAAAUGAAACACAAGCCCUUAUAUUUGACGCUGUAACUUUUGAAAACACCAUAAAACCUGUACAUGAGGGGUACUGUUGUACUCGGGAGACUUCGCUGAACACAAAUAUUUGUGUUUCAAAACAGUAAAAAGUAUCACAGCAAUAAUAUUGUCCGUGUAAUGCUGUUUGUGCGUGAAAAAUGCAAAAAACGUCACUUUUACUGGCGAUAUCAUCGUUGUAAUACAUUUUACUGUUUUGAAACACUAAUAUUUGUGUUCAGCGAAGUCUCCCGAGUAGAACAGUACCCCCCAUGUACAGGUUUUAUGGUGUCUCGGAAAGUUAUAAGGUUAAAUAUGGUGCUAGCAAAUUAAAUUCCAUUUACUUUCGGCAUGGGUUGUCAUGCAGGUCCUGCUAAUUGUAAUUAAUUAAGAUACCUAAUUAUGUAAAAAUAUUACAUAAAUAUAUAUGUAGAAUUAAUAUAUGUAUAUAUAUACGUAUGUGUAUAUAUAUAUGUAUAUAUCUAUAUAAUUUUUAAAAAAUAUUUUUAUUUAUAUAUAGGUAUAUAUAUAGUGAUAUAUACGUAUAUAUUUAUGUAUAUAGAUAUAUAUAUUAUUUCGUUCUACAUGUAUUUUGAUAUAUAUAUAUAUAUAUAAUUUCACAAUACAGUUAGAACGAAAUAACACACAUCUAUAUAUUUUUAAUUAUUUAUUUUUAAUUAUUUUUUUAAUUUUAUUUUUUAACGUAUUUACAUUUUUAUUUUUUUUAUAUUAUAUAUAAAUAUAUAUAACAAUAAUUAUAUAUAUAUUUAAUCAGUAUCAGUCUACGUGUAAUUUGAUAUUAAUAUAUAUAUUAUAUAUAUAUUAAUAGUAAAAUACACCUAGACGGUGUACAUGUGUCUAGUGCCUCCAUGUCUUCCAGUGCCUCAAGUGUCUCAAUGUCCCCAUAUCUCCAAGCUAGUGUCCCUAGUGUCUGUGGCCCUGGUGUCUCCUUGUCCCCAUGUCUCCCAGUACCCCCAUGUCUCAAUGUCCCCAUGUCCCCCCAGCCAGUGUCUCUAGUGUCUGUGUCCAUGGUGUCUGUGUCCCCUUGUCUUCAAGUGUCCCCUAUUUUCCCAGUGUCCCCAUGCAUCCCAGCCAGAGUCCCCUAGUCUCCCAGUGUCACUGGUGUCUCUGUGUCCCUAGGUCUCCCUGAGACACUGAUACAUAGGAAAACUGAGACCUGGAGUAAUCGACACAUGGGGGCACUGGGAGACAUGGGGGCCACUCCUUAGAUGGCUGUUAGAGAUCCUUCCUGGGUCAUGGCUGCCUAAAAUGCAUCCAAACAUUCAGUGUCUCCUCCCUCUGCAUGCAGACACUGAACUUUCCUCAUAGAGAUUCAUUGAUUCAAUUCAUCUCUAUGAGGAGAUGCUGAUUGGCCAGGGCUGUGUUUGAAUCAUGCUGGCUCUGCCCCUGAUCUGCCUCCUUGUCAGUCUCAGCCAAUCCUAUGGGGAAGCACUGUGAUUGGAUUAGGCCACCACUUCUAAUGAUGCCAGCAGACUGCUUGUUUUUCUGAGUCUAACAGCAUGCAGAGUUACAGCUUCAGGCUUGAAUACAGUAAGAUUUUGCUAUAUUUAUGGAGGCAUGAGGGGCCCAGGGGGGCUAGAUGGUGGUGUCAACACUAUAGGGUCACAAAUUCAUGUUUGUGUUCCUGACCCUAUAGUGAUCCUUUAAGGUAAUGCUGACUUUGGUCCUCUAACACUGUGGCAUGUCCCAUUUAUUCUACACUCUCUACAUACACCUUUUCUUUGUCCCAGACUAUAUACCAGGAGCUUCUGCCUGCUAGUAAGAAGGUAAGGAGACAAGUGGACCAGCGAGUGCUAGGGGACAGUCCUUAGAAAGCGUUGAGCGAGCGCAUCAUUAGAUGCAUUUAUGCCAAGCUCAGGGUGCUGUCUGCAUAGUAUGCCCUUAGUUGGCCAGCUGCAUGAUUGGCAGGCAGCCUGACAUGCAUUCAUACCAGGCUGGCCUUCUAAUUUUUUGGGCAGACAUGUCCUCUUUUUGGGCAUGUUCGCCCCUUUUGGCAGAUUACGUGAUUUGUGUCAGUGGCACACCCUUUUACCGUGCUCAUUGACUUCCUGCUUGACUGGACACUGCUGUUAGGGGUUAUGGAUUUACUUGAAUGAUGAAAACAUAAAUUAGAGAGAGAUUAGCCUAGGGUAUGUGUUUUCUUAUAGCUGCUGUUUUCUUUCUCUCCAGCACCAUCUCCAUCAGAUACAUGACGCUUGGGAGUGUUUUACUGUUUUUGGUCGAUAUGAUUCUGUAAUUAGGCCCGUCAUAAUUAUCAGCACCAGGUCCACUGGGCUCUUAAUCUGGCCCUGCUCGGGAGUACUCAGUGCAUCGACCUCAGAAGGCUGUAGGUCUGGGGUGACACUGAUAGGAAUGGGACCUAUAUCCCAGAAGAUUGAAUAGAUAUUAAUGUUAUUGCUAUUGUUUUUCUGUUUUUUUUUAAAUUUUUUAUUUAUGUUAUAUAUAUUUAUAUAAUAAAAAACAUUUGAAACGAAUGAGUGCAGUAUGAAAGUAUUCACCAGCCCAGGUACAUUGGGGGCUUGUGCCAGUGAAUUCUGGGCCAGUGUGCAUGCAAUUCAAAAUUCAUCUUCGCUGGUCAGGAUCUGUGGCCUUUAUUUUACACAUUGAGCAGGUAGUCCUACUACUGUUAUUCUAAAGAGGAGAUUUCUUGGAAUCCUUGACUUGUUUCUAGCCUACUUCAAACUAAUCCAACUUUAACCCAUUUCUAGGGGUUAUCCUCCUAAAGUCCUCCCCUACUUCAGCCUUACCCCACUACACUACAUCUGGCUAUGGAGUUGUACAUAUUCUUAAUAAGUAGACUUGUGCACGGAGGACACAUUUGGUUCAGCCAAAUCAUUUUGUCCCCAAAAAAUGUCUUUGGUACGACUGAAUUCCGAUGCAGUGGUUCGGCUUGACCGAAUAUCACCCAUGCAAAUGAUUUAGGAAAAGCUAUUCCAAUUAAACAAAAUGGAAAAUAACCCUAUCACUGUAUGGCAAAAUAUAUAGAUAACAUUUGCAUGUAUAUAUAUUUUGAAGUACAGUUAUCUUCUAAUUUUCCUACACUUUUAACGGAGCUAAUUCUGACCGAAUAGAAUGGUAUUGUACCAUUCAAAUUCGGUCCACAUUUGGCCAGUAUCUGCGAUUUUGACCAUUUGGUUGUGCAUUUUAAGUGUUCCGUCAGGCUGAUUCCGGUUUAUUUGUUUAUAUCUCUUUAUUUGUUUGAUUUAGUGACUGUCCCCUAACCAUCAACCCAUUAAUCAUCUCUGGGUUUUUUUGGUGCCACGGAUGGCACACUUAAACACGAAGCAAACAAACAUAUUUGGCCAUUUUACGUAUUGUUUUUUUUCAUGAUAUGGCUCUUCCCAGUUACAGAAUUUGGAUGACUCAAUGAUUGGCCAAAAUUCGCACAAAUUAAAUAAUUUGAAACUUAGUGCACAAGUCUAUUAAUUAGUUCCCUUCAUGUACCCUCACUGCUAAUUCUCUCAAUUUUCCCACUGUCCCUUAUCAUACACAUUUUCUAAACAGUUGUUUGAUUGUCUAAGGAACACGUUUGAAUUUUUUUAUGAAUCUUGUUUUGUAUGUGAUUUUUUUUGGUAUGGUGUAUAGGCUGGGUGUCUAUAUGAUUAGAGCAGAGCUAUCACUGUCUUAGAUCCAGAAAGCCAUUGUUCAAAACCAUGUGAGGACACUUCACCAGUUAGUGUCCCUAGGCAAGAUACCCAACGACAUAUAUCUGCCUAGCUCAUAGAUUAAUAUAUUAUAAGCUUCUUCUCCUCUGAAUAUCUAAUUUCUAUAAUUGUAUGUUCUGCAAAGUAUGUUGGAGCUAUAGAAAUGUUAAUAGUAAUGUUCAGUGUUUGUAAGUCUUGUAUCUUACCAUCUUCCUGUAUUAUUUUAGAUACACCAAGAUGAAGACUGCAACAAACAUCUACAUUUUUAACUUGGCCCUGGCCGAUGCCCUGGUACUGAUCACUCUGCCAUUUCAGGGCACGGAUAUUCUGAUGGGAAUCUGGCCUUUUGGAAAUGUCCUGUGUAAAAUUGCUAUAUCCAUAGAUUACUACAAUAUGUUCACCAGUACCUUCACUCUGACCAUGAUGAGUGUGGAUCGCUACAUCGCUAUCUGCCAUCCCGUAAAGGCGCUGGACAUUCGUACUCCACACAAAGCCAAGGUGGUCAAUAUUUGCAUCUGGGUCCUGGCCUCCUUCAUUGGGAUUCCCGUCAUGGUAAUGGGUUCAGCUGAGAUGGAGAACGAUGGUCAGUAGUUUUCUUCUUUAUCUUGUUCUUUGGAGAACAAUGGACAAUGCAUGUGUUGUUGGCUUGACCAAAGCUUAGGAAAUUAUACUGUAACUCACUAGAUAGUUGGACCUCAGGAAUGCAGGACUUUCUCAUAUCAAUGCAAAUACCUCAAAUUAUCCAAAUUGGUCACCUGCCCUGACCUGCAAGGAAAUACUGAGCAAUUCUGGGAUCUAAUUACAAGAACCUGAGAAUUGAACCUGAUGUAUAAUUGGGUAUUAGAGGAUCUGCUAUAUUCAUAUUUUGUUGGCUUCCUUUGCUGCCCAGUUUGUUUCCUGUAACCUUCCUUUAAAGUGUCUUAUAUUUUUCCAUUUCCGGGGAAGGAAGUUCAGGGAGAGCAACGUAAAUUUGUCAUGCAGUGGAAUAUGUGUAUAGCGUCCCCAAGGGGGCAAGUCACUCUGUGCCCAUUGCCGCAUUACAAACUAUUGGUAGCCUAAUGUUGGCAAAUCUCUGAGAACACCUGGAUCUUCUUCCCUGAUCCGACCUUAGUCAGAUCCUAGAUCCUAGUUAAGAUCCUUCUUUGUUUAACAGAAUAAAAUUGGUCAUAGAGAUCAGUGCUAGUACUAUACCAUCAAUAAUUGGUGUCACCCAGAGAUCUAUUGGCUGGUAGUACUAUACCAUCAAUAACUGGUGUCACCCAGAGGCACAGAUCUAUUGGCUGGUAGUACUAUACCAUCAAUAACUGGUGUCACCCAGAGGCACAGAUCUAUUGGCUGGUAGUACUAUACCAUCAAUAAUUGGUGUCACCCAGAGGCACAUCAGUAAUUGGAUAAUGUCCCCCGCAAGACCUCCUGCUAUGUAGGUCUAGACUAUUGAUAGUUUGAUUUUCCCUACAGAUGGUGAUUACAGCAGCAGUUGGUACCAAUAAACACACUGAAGCCCAUGUGUGGCCACCAGGUUCCAUCAGCAGGUCCACAUUAAAAUACAUUCCCUGAUUUGUAUAAAAAUCCCAGAAAGAUUUGUAUUUUCCGUUGUGUUUCUGGCAGAGACGCACAGACAGAUUUGUACCAUGAGUCGUGCAAUGUGCUUGGUACUAUAUAUUUAUACUGAGUCCACGGUGGUGUAAAACAGAACCUGGCAAUGAUCAGAGAGAUUAAAAAAAAAAAAAAUAAGUCCAUAUUGCAAAUUGCAUGAUCGGAUGCUGUGCCACUCUCCCAAUUAAUACUGCGCUUUUGUUUAUGAUGCACACACACGGCCCUGGAAUAAAACUGGGCAUUAAGCGUGUAUUACCAAGAGCAGAAAUUACAGUCUAUACGUCUCCACAGUCACUGGUGCAUCACGUCCCCUGAGAAUUUAAAGCAUUUGAUUUACUACAACAAACACACAUCUAUAAUUCAUGUCCUCUUUACCCCCUGCCUCUCGCUUCUUCUCCCUGCUCCCUAAAGGGGGGCUAGCGAGUGAGUACAGCAGCCACAGGAAGCUUAAAACAAUGGCUCUGCUUAUAACUCUCUCAUCACGUUUUGGCAGCCUCUGGCUUCCUUUACAUUGUCUGCAAGGUUAGCUGAUCCACCGUCCGAUGGCAUGGAUGCUGCUUUAUAAAAACUCAAUGAAGAAUCAGUAAAACAAGGGCUGUAUAGCAGGUAGCCCCCAUCAUGCUUUUCCCGCCCUAACGCAAUGGUUGUAGCUUUUAUCUGUGGAGCGUACAUUUUGGCUAUCCGUGUCCAUGAAAGCUGGAUAUGGAGAGCACAUGAGCCCUUGGCUGGGAAAUAAAUGAAGGCCACAGGUGCCUAAAUUUCACUUCAGAGAGGGAGAUAAAAGUGAACGACACAGACCUUUUAGGCAGCAGGAGCCUAAGGCGAGCCCUUACCAGAACCAAUAAGCAAUCAGGUGAAUAUUCAUAUUACCAUAGUAUAUCAAGGGUUAUCCAGCAAAGGGCGAAUUGCCGGCGAUUCCAAGUUAACAUUCCGAAUGAAUAACGGAAACAAUAAAUGACUGAGAAUUUUUCUAAUUUGACUUUUGUGAAUAAACCUUUGCCCGGCUAGUGUUCACAUUGACCUUUGUGAAAACAUACAGGGUUAUUCACUAAGCACUGUCAGGAAUUCUAAGUAAAUUCACAGUGAAUUUCAGAUUCAAGGCCGAAGUAACUGAACUACUUUGGAAGCAUAAGUAACUUGGGGAAUUUUUCCAUUUGACUAUAUUAGCCGUAAAUCCUAAAUUCACUUUGAAUUCAGUCUGACUUUCCGACAAUUCUUACUUUAGUGAAAUAAUCCCAUACGGGUUUUAUCAAGGUUGGACCAGGUGGGGCGGUGGCAGAAAACGACCCUAGGAAUCCUGGCAGUGUUUAUAGGCAAGCUGUGCACAAGGUGUGGGAUGGUGGAAUUGAGGAGCUGGGGCUCCAGGGAAAUAAGAGCUCAUUAGAAAGAUGUCGAUAAGAAGCGCUCCUACUGCUGCGAUCAACACAAAAAUAUGUCUGGCCAGUGGAAGUGACGCCAAUAAAAGGCAUUGCUCAGUGCGGCUACUGGAAAGUUGUCCCUGCGCGGUGGUAAUUACUCGGGUAGCUCGUGGAAUCCUGCUGCAGUAACGCAUCCAUCGCUGCGCGCACACAUUAGCAAAUCUCUCUGCUUUACUGCGUCCACAGCAACUCAAGCACUAUUAAAAUCCCCUCCUGGGAAACUGAUUUCAGCUCCGGGGAAUCUUAUUAAAGACAUAUUUCAAAGGCUCUAUAAAAACGUCAGGCGCUAGCAAUCGCUCCAAGCAGCGAUUUUUCCUUCAGCGAAGCAACAUCAAGAUUACAUCUAGCCAACCCGCAGCGCAGUCCUGCUCAUUUCCUGGCCUUUAAGGAUGCGUCUGUGUGCGGAGAAACCUCUUGCUGAUCUAUGAUUUAUGAGAUAUACCUUUUAUUCAUGGGAAGUUUUAAUUAGAAAUAUCUGCCUUUGCAUUUAACGCUUUCAGCGCAGAAGCACUGCUUGGGUGUGGGCAAUUUACAGCUAAACCUACGGUGUUUUAAAUGUCAAUAAAUAAAAUAUAUAUCAUGAUAAUCCAUGUAUGUUAGAAAUGGGAUAACAGUCUGCGUUAAAUGGAGUCAGCUGGGUUUAUUAACUAAACAGCGAGAACUGGGGCGUUUAUUCAGAAAAGAUGAAAUUGUUGUGAAUUAGAAACCAAAAACCUUUAAAAUUUAGACUAAAUUAGAUGGUUUUGAAAAAAACACCCAACCAUGUCUAUAAUCAUAGCUUGGAUAUUUUAGCUCAAAUCGUCUGUCACUUUGAAGAUUUUCUUUUUCUUUAAUUUAUCCUUUUUUGUCCCUGUGUUUCCCCCUUUUUUGUGUUAUUUAAAUUUGAAAGAUUGCUGUCAGAAAAGGAGAGAAAGGGAGGAUAUUAAAUGAUUUUGAUGACAGCGUUCAUUAAGCAAGGUUUCUUGUCGGUUUCCAAGGUGAUUAACCACACUUAAAUUUUGAAAUUCCAUUUUCAGUUUAUUACAACUUGAUAUUUAGUAAAUAACAUAAUAAAGUGUAAUAUUUAAAAUGAUACAGACCAAGUUUUGGAAGUUAAUCUUAAUGCACUGUUUAGUGGGUAAAGCCCUUAUACUGUGGGAUUGCUGAUAUCUGCUAUUAAAUUGCUUUCGUUCUGUCCUAGGGCUGCAUUUCACCCUGGUAAUUACAGCCGUUCCUCCCCCAUAGGCACUAAGUACCCCUAGUAAUGAAGUAGGUUGUGUUUUGAUAGACCUAGCGUUGUAUUUCAUGUCACUUUAUACAUUUUCGUCCAUGCUAACAGCAUUUUACUUUUCUCCGCAGAGAUUGAGUGCAUGGUCCAAAUGCCUGUUCCAGAACAUUACUGGGAUCCCGUUUUUGGCAUCUGCGUUUUCCUCUUCUCUUUUGUUAUUCCAGUCCUCAUUAUCACUAUCUGCUACAGCCUUAUGAUCAGACGCCUGAAGAAGGUACGUGUCCUUUCUGGGUCCAAGGAGAAGGAUCGCAACCUGCGUCGAAUCACACGGUUGGUCUUGGUGGUGGUAGCUGUGUUUAUCAUUUGUUGGACCCCAAUUCAGAUCUUCGUGCUUGUGCAGAGCCUGGGGGCAAAGCCGGACAGUGAUGUCAAGGUGUCCAUUCUUCACUUCUGCAUUGCCCUGGGCUACAUCAACAGCAGCUUGAACCCCAUUCUCUACGCCUUUUUGGAUGAAAACUUCAAAGCCUGCUUCAAGAAAUUCUGCUUUCCCUCGGCCUUCCGUACCGAGCUUCAAAUGUCUAACAGAAUGUGCAGCAUUGCGAAGGAUGUCGCUUAUGCCUACAAGAACUCAGACAGCCCGAAUAAUCCCGCAUGACUAGGCAUGGAACUGCCCAUGCUAGGGGCAGACGGGGACCAAGUGGGCUCUAAUCCACAGGCAGAACUGACUCAGAUAACAGCCUUGUGAUUAAAAUAAAGGAGGUGGGCUUAGAUGCCACCUCCUCUUGGAAACUUCAAUUUAAUGUGGAGAAUGGAAGCAAACCGUAAUUUCCAUUGGCCAUUUACCAUGGAAUUCACCAACCUCCAACUGAGGCAUGAAGUCCACUUUUAAAGAAACGCUCACAUGGACUUCCUGGAUCUCCAACUGUUAUACUGAACCAGAGAAAACUUCUUCAGUGGGCUGAAAGGUUGCAUCUUGGAUGUCGAUCCCAAAUUUGCCUUUCCGACCUGUCUGUCUUGCAGUGCAGGGUCUGUACAGAAAUUCUAGAUUUUACUAGAGACUACUUUCAAUUUGCUCUAGAGGAGCGUGAAGCCGACUAGGUGAAUUUAAGACAGGCUCCUCUUAAAACGUGUUUAAUGAUGUAUAUUAAGCCCGUGUGUACACACACACACACAUAUAUAUAUAUAUACACACAGUUAUUAUUUUUCUACUUAAAAGGUCAGAAUUAGCUCUUAGAUAAAGAUAACAGAUAAUUGACAAGCUUACCAAUAUUUUUGCUCACUUUUAAUAGGUUUUACACAAAAAAAAUCCUGCACAAACCGUCUCAUGGUGAAGUCAGGUAAUUUACUAAUGAAAUGACCCCAUGAGAUGCCGAAGGUAGUAGAUCUAAUAAUAAUUAAAUAUCUUUAGACCCCUUUGCUAAACAAGCAUGCGCCCCAUAAUGUGGUGCAUUAAUCCAUGGGAAUAGAAUAAAGAUCUUCCAACCCAGAGCACCUUUCACAAGAAACGUUACGUAAAGGUGUUUCAUCAAGCUUUACAGUCAUAGUAUUUUGAAUUUAUAUAUAUUUUUGUUUAUUUAAUUUGCCCAUUUUACAAACCUUUUCUCGAGGUGGUAGAAGAAGAAGCUGAUAUUUAUUUAGCGUUUUUAUGCUCAUUUUCUUUAUAUUGUAUACAAACAGUAUCAGAAAUCCAUUAGUCUCUUUUUUAUAUUUUACUAAACGAAAUUCCUUUAUGUAACAAUCUUUGUGUGUUUUUCCUUCAGAAAAGCCCCCUUAUUGUGGGAGUCUCACCUCAUUUUGGAAGCAGUUAGCUCACCGGUAUCACCUAAUUUCUAAAUUUAGAGAAAUGGAAAUAGUGUGAGCCUUGCCAUUUUUAGAACUGACCCAGUAGGGGGAAAGACAGUGAUCCCCCUACUAUUCAAAUAUUGCGAUAAUUAGAUAAUUAAUACAUAGCUCAAUUUCCCCAAGAAAUCCUCGUAAAGCCAGAUUUUCCAUUAGGAUGUUCUGUAAUAGGGAUCUUAAAUUAAAUUACAAGGGACACCCUUUCCCUCUGCAACCUUCAAAGAAUGGGCUAAUCCACUGAUUGCCAAAGCAAUGUGUACAUAUCAUACUGAACCGCAAAGGGUUAAAAAAAACAUUUCCUCCUUUGUAUUUAAAGAAUUUGUACAUUGUUGCUUCUGAGUCCUGCCGUCCUUUUGGUGUUUUUUCGACCCAAUCUUUGGGCAAGAUGUAUAAACUGGAAGCCAUUACACCCGAAAUUCUGUACUGCCAUUAAACGAUAAAACUAGAGAGGCCUGGAUUUGCUCUCCUCGUUUCCAACCUGAUAUCUGUGGCUGUUUGCUGGUGAAGUGACAUUGAAUCAGCCUUAAAACUCCUCUUUUUUUUGGCAUAUACCAUGUAUGGCUUUCUUAUUUACAGUAACUCAUGUAAAAAGAAUACGAGAGCGUGUAUUAUAUAGAUAUCCAUUCACAAUCACUUCGGUUUUCAAAGCCUCAAAGCCUUUCUUUACCGUGGAUCUGCAAAUCUUUGCUCCAGGAAAAGAGGCACGGAACAAAUUUAAAAACAAGUAAACAAUUAAGCCAAAUGCAUAAUGGGGUGAACUAAUGAAGAGCAUUCUCUAAAGACUGAAGACGUGAUGGAUCCAUGAAAAACGCCAGAGAUUGGAUCUGAUGUCUUAUAUAAAAAACUCAAUUUAAUGUCUAUAAAGGAAGGGGGAUCAGACAGGGGUAACAGCAAGAGCUUGAAGAUGCUUUUCUGACUUUCUGUAGUUUAUUUAUCUUGAGCCCUAUCAUAUGCUGUAAGGAGCGUUAUCUGACGUGACGCAGGAAGACCACCCCAGACGUGCCGAUAUGGAAGAGAUAUUGAACGAUAAAGUGAAUGUGUCAGAUGGACUGAACCUGCUUUGCGCUGCGGGCAUUCAGUGUUGUGUGGGAACAAGAGAUAGGAGGUUUGCGCUGAACGCUUCUGGUGACACCAUCACUAUUACGAGGCCUUUCAGGCCUACCAGGCCGAGGGUGGCAGUGGCCUUGAAAAGAAAGUGUUGACAAUGUAAGCUGUCACCAUAGGAAGUGCACGUGCAAAAGUGUUUGUGUUUUUGUUUUCCAAAACCCUGUGUAAAUGAAUGAGUGAUGACGCGUUUCGCUUAAUUUGAUAAUGUCUGCUUAUUUAUAAGUGUGAAUAUUAUACUCUCAUAUCCACUAGAGUGUGAGCUGGUGAAUUGGUGUGUGUGUGUGAGUGUGUGCUGCUCACACGCAGAUUGUGUUACAUGUCUAUAUCUGAGGAAAACAAUUUAAAUCUUGGGGUGAUAGAUGAGGGGAGGAGGUACAGCAGACUGACUGGACAGACUUGUCCAUAAAUCAAGUUAUAAAUCUUCAGGAGUGCCUUAUUUCAAACAACGCCUACUUUGUGGUUAAACUAACUCAUUUUGCUAGUGUUAAUUUAAGUGUUCAGUGCUCAAUGUAAAGGCUCCUGUUUGAUCAGUGAUUUGCACAUAUAUGUGGUCAGCACAAGAGCUGAUCGCUACGUGGAUCUAUUUUUUUGUGGCCUGCUAAUGAUAUGUGUACAGAUUCCCUGCUGCUUGUCCCACUAUUCUGUGACUGUGAUAUGCUGCUCUAUGGGCUUAAGGCUCCUGUCCUGUCCCAUGUACUUUUGUGUUAAAGAAAUGAUUUCCGGCCCAUCCGUUCUGGGUCCCGAGUCUCUUAAAAUUCCCUCUGUUACUCCAUAUUAUUCAUACUGUUGAAGAAUGGGUGAGAUAUUAGAAAAUCAUUCACUAAACAGCAAGUUGUGGUGAGUUAUUUUUUUAAAUUGAUAUUCCUUUAUUUAUAUUAUUACUUAUUUGGUGCCAACAUAGUCUGUAGCACAGUACAAUGGGUGAUACAAGUUAAUUAGCUCGCAAUUUGAAGCCUUGUUAAGUGAUAUUCAAAGGAUGGGUAGUAAAAAAAACACACACGUUGGUGAAUAAAUAAAAUCUUACAAUUAAGUUCUAAAAUGUCAUCUCAUCACAAAUCACUGUUUAAUGAACGAGCCAACAAGUGACCAAACCUCCUGUUUAAAGAAGCAAGUGCACUAGGGUCUGCUAGAAAAAUGUAAAACUUAAAGGGACACUAUUGUCACCAAAACAACUUAAUGAAACUAUUUUGGUGUAUAGACCAAUUCUUUGCUAUUUAGGAGUUAAAUCCCUUUGUUUAUGUAGGCCUAGUCACACCUCCCUGCAUGUGACUUACACAGCAUUCCAUAAACACUUCCUGUAAAGUGAGAUCUAAUGUUUAAACUUCCUUUAUUGCAUAGUCUGUUUAAUUUACAAUUUAAUAUAUCCUGCUCUGUAAGGGAGCAUUAUAGACACAACAGGAGCAUCCUGUGUGUGAGUAAAGUUAAAUUUACAGAACAUAAGAUAAAAAACUUGUAAAGUAAGUAAGCAUCUGACUGCAAACUAAACCAUUAUCUUUUUCGUGCACACUGAAUCAGUCUCAGCCAGGGGAGGUGUAGCUUGUUAAUUUUAAUAUCAAUAAGUCAUUAUAUUCCUGUUGCAUACUUUGUUUUGUCUAUUUGUCAUGUUAUUAAUGCACAGCAAGGGUGGCCAGUGACUAGCUCUCCAGCUGUUGUUGAAAUACAACUACCAUGAUGCUUUGCAGACUAUAGACUACAAAGUACAGCUCCAGAUCUCUCUUACACGGUCAUCUUCUGGAGCCUCGCAAUGUGGUGUUACACCACGUGUUACAGUAAGAUCAAGUUAACAGUGCUUCUAAAUGUAUUUAUUUAUUUUAUAAAAUGUUGGUAAGUUGGCCUAAAUGGGAGAUCUGGUCACUUUACCAUCAUGCAGCAUAUAACAACGCUGUCUGAAAAAUGGGGACACCCUUGAAUAUAGCAAUGGGGUUAUUUACUAAACUAUGAAUUAGAAUCAAUUGAAAAAGAGAAUUUCUGAAUGUAAGUUAAAAAUAGCCAAGUUGUAGAUAUGAAACAGGGAAAAUCCCUUUGUACAUCAUUAAAAGGACCCGAACCCAGCAAUUAAAACAAACAAACCAUUUGGUAAAUAGUCAGCAGUCAAUACCAGAGCAAAAUAAAUUAGAACAAUAACAGAAAAAGAAAAUAAAUAAAUUCUCAUGUCUCUAUCUUUCAACCCCCAUCCAGGCCUAUGAAUUGCAGAAUUAUUUUCUGGUCUAAAUUUAGCAAUUUGCGUUAACGUUCACAACAAUUCACCGUUUAGUAGAUAAACUCCAAUUUCAGGGGAGUCUUUUCUAUUAGUCCCAAUAUUACAAGAUGAGAUUACAGGAACUACACACCUGCAUUAUAAAGUAGUACUGAGUAUGUUCAUAAAUAGCAAUUUCCGCAAAGCCGUAACUGCUGGAUUCUUGCGCAUGUAAUGCCGCAGUGAGGAUAACGUUUGCACUGUUGUUGUUUCAUUACUGGGCACAUGGAUACAUGAACAUUUAAAGGAUUAUAAAAUACUCCCUCUAAUGAUUGUUAUUAAAAAAGCAGGGUUGCUUUAAAUGCAAUUCGUCUCUGUUUUAUGCAUAAAUUAUAACCGUCACAUCUGGAAAUUACACCAUAACUAAAACACUGAAAAAAAUCAGCCAUUUUAUAUGUAACGCACUGUUUCCUUGUAAAUUUUAUUAAAGUUUUAGCAAUUUACACCACAAUCCAUUUCAAACCCGGCACACAUUUCAUUAAAUGAGGAGUAAGAGAAACAUUGUUUCUAUCUCAGUUCUUCUCUCUAUGCUAACGCUACACCCCACCUCAGGAGAAAGACUUCUCCACUCUAGAUCCUUCAGUCAAGGGAGAACUAUCGCUGCUUUAUAAACGGCGCUCUGAUCAGAAGGCGAUUUUAUUAUAGAAACAUCUGCUAAAAGAGGAUCUCCUGGUUUAUAAAAACUGCACUCAGGAGAGAAGAUUAGCCGAAGAUCUAACGCUCUCGAGUAGCACAGAUCUGAACAAAGCAAAUCGUAUAUAAUGUGUAAUCGCUUUAGACGGGAAUAAUUGGUGUCAAACUUAAUCAGGGAAGUUAAGAUGAAAUCGGAUAGUCUUCCUCGGGGUGGAGUACUUGUUAUUCCUCUUAGUUAAUAACCAUGUUUUCCUGCAGUUCGUAGUCCUGAUUAGUCAAAUCAUCACUCUCUUGACUGAUCGUUAUUAGAUCUACACUGCAUGUGUCGUGGCUGCGCGCAUACAGUCUUAAAGGAAUACCCCUAUAUUAAACUGAACAACCACUUAUUUUAGAGCGCGUUAGCCAUUUCUCGACUUCUGGUCAAGGUUGCCGGAUACUCCACGUUUUCCUAAACAUCGUUAUUUACGGAAUAAAAAGCUAAGAGAUUCGGCACGCCAGUAAUUUUCUCUUUGAAUUCCUUCAGUAGGGCAAAUUGCAAUAUUAGCAACAGCUCUGUUCUGCAUAAAUGCUGCUUCACUGUUGCGGGCUUCUACUACCCGGUUCAAAAAUUAAAAUGUUACUCUAAGUGCCAUGAACACAUAAGUGAUUUGAAGUGGUUAUGGUGCCUGGAGUCUGUAUGUCCAGGGUUUUGCUGUAAAAAAUGCACAUACAGAGAUUAACCCCUUACCUACUGAAGCAAAGGUCCAGACUGGUUAAUGUCAGUUCUGAUGCCACCACACACAGAGUGCCGUUGCCAGACAGCCAAUGCAAAGACACAGUGGGGGGAGGGAGGACCACCAUAGAAAGUGUAACUACACUUAAAACCAGUAUUUUAUGAGAACACUGUUUUUUGGAGUAAUCCUUUAACACACUGUAAAAAUAAAUGCUCUGCUAAAAAGAAAUGCCAAUCUUGUUUUUGAGAAUUAAAACAGAACGAUGAAUCACAGAAGACUUGUGGGAGAAAUUUUUCCAUUAACCGAAACCCGUACAACUCUCACUGAACAAGUGAUAACAAUGUGAUACAUGAAGACUAAUUAGCUGUGAAAGUGAACUCAUGAUUGCAACUGCAAACCAGACUCACUCAUUAAGCAGAAACGUGUCAAUGGUCAGAGGGCGGGCACAGACUCCUGCUCAGGUGGCACAUCCAGGCAUGAGAUUUAUUCAUUCACACUUGUCAGGAUCCCAGGAGGGGGAGAGGAGAAGAGUCAAAUUAGGCUUUUUUUCCCCCUUGUUAAUUAAAGCAGAAAAUACCGCAGUCUGACUGCGAAGCAGAGACUGAUUCAGGAUUCCUUAUUAGUGGGUAGUGAUUAGUCUACUGUACAGACAAUGCUAGCUGCAUCUACAGCUAGAGCAUUGACAAGGAUUCUAAAUCAUUUUCUCUAUACUGAGAGCGGAGCCCGGCACAUCGGCUGUGAGAAAUAAAAUGAAUUAAAUUGAGAGAAAACGAGAACAUCCCAGGCAGAGAAUGUCUAGAUUUAUUCCCUAAACUGAGAACGGAGGAGAAUCGACAAAGAACUGGAAAUUUAAAGAAACAUUAGCGUGUCAGCAAUACAAACCUGUAUUAUUAAUAUUGCAAUUUAUAUAGAGCCAACAGAUUCUUUAGUGUCUCUGUCCCUGGUUAUAUAGAGGUCCCCCCACAGGGUGACCCAUAAAAAUAAUAAAAUAAAGGCUUUUAUUUAUCACAGCGCUAAUUACCUUUCUGUCUCCUGUGACAUCAUGAACCAGGCACGGACUACUCCGGUGAUGGUCCAAUCAACUGCCCUUCAUUGGGGACCUGAUGCGCAUGUGCGGUGAAUGCAGGCAUUGAAUCAGUGCUUUCCUAUGGGGGCUGCACAUUAUAUGAGUUUUACCUUAAAUGGUUACAUUGACAGGAACACUGCACUCAGGUGACUUCAAGUGAUCUUUCACGGCCAAAAUAACUUUUUAUAAAUGUGUUUAUUUUACCCUGAAAUGGAAAACACCCUUUGAAUUCUCUCCAAUUUCAGUUUUUAGUGAGUAAGCACCAAUAUGUCGGUUUCCUAGCAGUGUCGAUGUACAAACCAUGCGCAAGCCUCAUGCCUACACCAUCUAUUUAUUAAUGGGCACGGUCGGUUAGGGGGAAGGAUUGUCAGUACUACUAUUUGGCUUCAAAAACAAACAAAGAAAUAAAAACAACAACAAAACAAAAAGCAAAACACAUUGAUCCAUACUAGUUACUGAUUUUAAACGGUGCCAGAGAUUGUGUGGUAAUGGAGCAAUAACAGUGGUUAAGGUUGUUUAGAACCCUUUGGUACCCUGCAGGUUGUAGAUGGCAUCGCUAGUGGAAAGAACUCAUUUCACCAAUGGUUCCCUCUAAGCACUGUUUGUGAGCAAUUAAGCAGCGAAUUGGUGAAGAAGGACGUAUUUAUUGCAUUAGGUUACUUAUUUUCCAAUGUAAUAGGCUGGAUGGAACAUGGCGGUCUUGUCUGCCCGCACACAGAGUCCGAGUUCAGUUCGAUGUCUCCCUCUCUAAUGAAUUGAAAGAUAAUCUAAUCUAAGCUUUACUUUGUAACUGUGGAAUUUUAAUGCAUCUUAAAUCUGCACUUUUUUUUACUCGUUGCAGGUGAGAAGAUUGUAAGCUUUUGGUCCAAUUAACAUGCUGGUGCCGUGACCCCACCCCACGCAUGCUUGCUCAGUGGGCUGUGGGUGUGUUUGCUGCACGCUAGCCCUGCUGCAAUAAUUGCACUUUAGUAGAGGCCUAAAAAAGUAUAUUAUCUGCAUAAAGAAUAGGAAUUUUUUAUGAAAAAUAUCUGUAUAGAGUCUGGCUGUACCUAUAGGACUGAGACUGUAUAGAGUCUGGCUGUACCUAUAGGACUGAGACUGUAUGGAGUCUGGCUAUACCUAUAGGGCUAUGUCAGGGAUGGCAGUUUAGUAAGGGAAGCUCUCUAAAUAAUCUGUAUUGUAUUUGGAUGACAGUUAAUUAACCUGCACUAAAUCCCAGCUCACACUGAUAAAUGGCUGCACCCAAGGGCUGAUACUGACCGCGCAGGUUUAAUGGACCUCAAUAGAGAGAUCUAUUAUGUAGAGUUUAAUUCAUGGACACAAGUUUUAGUGGGGAUAAGAAACUUCUAUCCAGCCAUUGGCUACAGACUACAACUCUCAUAAUGCACAGCCACUCAGCACACAGUUCUUAGAUGCUGUCUUUAUAUAGGGGCUCCCCUCCUUGGUAACAACACAGGGAAUGAUGAACCUUAUAUAGUGAGCUGUGCUGGGGGCAAAUCAGGUCUGGGGGCCUUACACGUCUACUAAACUGCACUUAUUCUGAAAGGGCCUCCCUCCCCCUUGCUAUGCAGGCACAUUGUUCAGUAUUCUAAGAAUUCUGUGGGUCACGCUGGCAGUGCCAGUCUCAUACCCGGCUGUAUCGUUUGGUUUGGUAUAAUAUGUAAUAAAGAUGGAAUGGUUUAUGUGUA
Pelobates cultripes (western spadefoot toad) is the source of this 41157-nucleotide messenger RNA. NCBI's taxonomy places the organism in Eukaryota, Metazoa, Chordata, Amphibia, Anura, Pelobatidae. The record is from the annotation of a GenBank genome assembly.